Cheilinus undulatus (humphead wrasse) is the source of this 6737-nucleotide messenger RNA. RefSeq names its product TopBP1-interacting, checkpoint, and replication regulator (gene ticrr). Gene Ontology annotation, cellular component: nucleus. The record is from RefSeq and is a predicted model, not a curated record. Gene Ontology annotation, molecular function: chromatin binding. Bases 366 to 5963 code for a protein of 1865 amino acids. Lineage: Eukaryota; Metazoa; Chordata; Actinopteri; Labriformes; Labridae. Gene Ontology annotation, biological process: regulation of DNA-templated DNA replication initiation; response to ionizing radiation; mitotic G2 DNA damage checkpoint signaling. The transcript is spliced from 21 exons.
GUCAGCUACUCGAAAAUGGCGAAUAUUAGAUAGUUUUUCAUGGACAUUUGGAUAAAUUUAACUACUUAGUAAGCUCUGUUCUUAUUUUUCGCUGGCCGCUCCAGUUUCAACGACACCGAGUGCUAACAUUAAGUUUCGAUACUCGUUAUUACGUAAACUUGUGUCCCGGUAGCAACUGUAGCAUGCUAGCUGAAUAGCAUAGUAACCUGAAUUGAGGGUAGCAGCUGUAAAUGGCGUCUCUAUGCACACAAACAGUGAGGUACUUAUAGAACAAAGUUUGUUAAAGUGGCGUCAGCGGACCUGGAUACGUUCAGUCUAGCUUGUCCUGCGUUAAUGGAUUGACAUUUUACAUUGGAAUUGAAGGUAUGGCUUUAAUGCUUCACAACUUGGUUUUUGUUAUUGAUGUAGAUAACGGAGAUCAAUAUUCAGGCGAUCAGUUGGAAACAAGGAAUCAUUUAUUGAAACGAGGGAUAUUACAAAUUCUGCUGCACUUCAGCUGCAAAUACGGAUUAGACAAAGUCAGAUGGGGCUACAAAUUCUUUCAGUCCAAGACUAGUCGCAAUGGUCUCAUAUCAAGAGGGUCAGACUUCAAGGAGCUCCGCCACAAAACUUUCGAGGAUUUUGAAAUCGAGUUUGAAGCCAAGUUUGACGCGAAGGAUAAACCUUACCCGUCUCAACAGAAGCAUCAGUCCAGCCAGUCUGCUUCGGUUCAAAAUGCACUCAAAGAAACCCUCCUGGACUUCCAGUGGGACAGACCAGACAUCACAUCCCCUACUAAACUGUCCCUGAGGCCCAGGAAGUCCAGCCGUACUGGGAGGUCCAGUGUCUCGCAGGAGGAUGAUAUCUCAAACAAUGGGAAUAAUCUUGUGUUUGUUGUCUCUGAGUGUCCACGCUCCCGGACUCAUCUUGUGGACUAUCUGUCUUUGGGAAAACAAGACUUUAAUGCAGAUGUGACUGAGCUGAUCCUACCUAAAGGCCUCCGUGACAUGCUGGUGCAGAAACAGGUCGUGCUGCACUGGAUUGACAGUAGAUCACAUGUACAGAUCACGAGCAGUGAGGAUCACCUCGGCUCUGACAAACUUUCUGAGGUCUUAGCUCAGGCAGGUGGAAGAGUGAUCCCUGUGGUUGCACUGCUGAACCUCUGCUGUGCUCAAAAUCCAAACUCAAGCUUCAGGAGUGACACUUUUACAUUCAAGUCAAGCAUCGGAUACCUGCUGUCUUCUGAAAGGCUCUACCGCCUGGCGUUUCCUGUCGUUGGAGGUGUUCUGCUUUGGAAGCAAGGUGAUGUCUCACAGAGCUGUGGCAUCAUGGUUGAACCAGUGUCUCGCAGACAGAGACUUCUCCCAGAGUCUGUGGAGGUGAGUCUGAAAGGAGUGCUGCAGGGCUGGGAGGCCUCGUCUCUGACUCAGACCUCUACAGAGUCGUGGGUGCUUCAGUGCUCUGGGAGCGAGGACCAAGAAGCUGCAACCCUCCAGCAUCUUCUGAUGGAACUGUCUGUUCACAGCCUGCAUAUGCUCUCUGAGGUAAAGGACUGCGGCCUGGUAAGCUCGGCUGUCCUCUCCCCCUUGUCGCCCUCCACGGCCCUGCUCACUGUUCUCCAGUCUGAAAUCACGCAGCACAAAGCAUUUCCAACUGCUGAAAACAUCACCACUGCUACAGCUGAAACCUCGACUGAACUACCAGAAGUUGUGAGCAGUGUUCUGGGAGUCGUGUACGACAUCAUGGAGGAGGACGGUGACGGUGUGGAUGACGCGUCCAGGAAUCAUCAGGUUCCUGAAUGGGCUCAGCAGGAAAUCAACCACAGGCCACUUAGGACAGGCGUGUUUGAGAGCUGGUUCCCUCAGUCUGACCAGGCAGGAGUGAGCCCCCAUUUAAUGGAGUCAAUGAGGUUGCUGCAUGCAGUACCAGAGCAGAAAGAAGAAGAGUUGUCAUCCAUCCUGCAGCAGGAGCUGCUCAGUGGUUUGGCUGAAUUAUAUCAAACGUCCAAGGGCACAGAUGACAAGAGGGGCAAGAAACGUGGCACCCAGCGCACACCAGUGAAACAGAAGAUGAAGACCAUGAGCCGCUCUCUGCAGAUGCUUAAUGUUGCUCGGCUGAAUGUAAAAGCUCAGAAAAACCAGACUGAGAGUGAGCCGCCAGGGCCCGAGGGCAGGGGACCAGAGAGGCAAAGGAAGAGACGGUCAAGUGACAGGAAGAAAACUGCAGGAGCAAAAACCAUCAGUUUUACCAGUGAAGAAGAGCUUCUAUCACAUCUGAAAUCCAGCUAUGAGAAGACUGUGGCAGAGAGAGACUCGUCCCUCCUCACUGGUGUCCAGCAGCUCUUGUUUGCUGUGAAAACCUUUCUUGGGACAGAAUCAGACCUGAAGGAAAAGAACUCCCAGUUUAUCCAGCAGCAUCUCCUGAAGACUGGCAAAUCAAUCAGACAGCAGUAUGGCGCAGCAGGAGAUGUUGACAGUAAAGUCAGAGAGUGUCAGCUUCAAGCGUUGUUGAGGCUGGAGUUGUGCAAGCUUUUCUCUCCAGAGCAGUCAGACUCUUUGGAUUCUGAUCAAAUGGCAGAGGAGGUGGCUGAAAUGCUCCGGAUAAUCUCUCUAACAAAAGAUCCUGUGUGCAUGACGAGAUUCCUUCAAGAUGAGGUCCUUCCAGGGUUCCUGACUGCUGUGCCCAGAGUUCUCGCAGACAUCUACCACAGUCUGGGCACACAGCUCCCCGAGGCAUUGGUGGCUGUUCUUCCUGCAGACUUCUUCAGCGACGAGUCAGUCGCCAAAGACAGCGUUUCUCCAUCAGCCUCCUCACCUCCUCUCUCCACGCACAGCCGGGCUUCAGAUGGCCCAGAGCACUUGCAGGAGCUAAGAAAUCGUUCAGCCAACAAGAGGAGAAGUGGGAUGCUGACUCGCCAUCGCAGCAUGACUGAAUCAUCACAGAGUCUUCGCCAAAUAGAGAUGCCUAAAAAGACCACAAGAGCUUCCAAAUCAAAGACGUUUGUUGCUUUGGAGAAACCUGUCGCAGAACCACAACCUCAGAAACAAGAAACACAAGAGGUGACAAAGGUGAGAAGAAACCUGUUCAACCAAGAGAUCCUGUCCCCAUCAAAGAAAGCCAAGCUGCCAAGAAGCCAGUCUGUGUCUGCUGUGGAAGGACUGAAACGUAAAAGAUCUUAUGAAUCUGAAGAGAGACACAAGCUUCUAACAAAGUCCGUGUGUGAAACCCCACACCACAAGCAGGUGUCUAGUCGUCUCCUUUACCGACAGCGCAUGGGAAGGAGAUCUGCCCCGACUGAAGAGUGCAUUGUAGAAGAGUCCCCAGUGAAGCCUGCAGAAGACCUCAGAAGGAGCCCGAGGAUCAAGAAUUUUGCCAGACGACACUCUAACAUCUUCUAUUCAAGCUCUCAGCCUCGCUCUCGAAACCUGGAAAGAGCGCUCUCUGCGUCACAGCUCACGCUCAGCGACAGCAAAAUCAGCGAUCUUAACAUUAAAAGUGUCCGCUCUCCCAUGCGUCUUCUGUUUGGUGCUGCGAUAUCUCCGAGCCGGACUUCUGAGCUGUCACGUGCAACCAGGUCCACCAGGUCACGGCUGUUCACGGACUCAAGUGUCUUUGAGAGUCCAAAUAAAACACCUACAAAGUCACCUGCUAAACGUAUGAGAGUCAACCAUGGGACUCCAACAACUCCAAAGACCCCUCGAACCACAGGGAUCCCCAACACACCUCCUUCCACCAGGUUGUGUGUUUCCUCUGUGGCUGAGAGCCCUGUGGCAGGCAGCUCUGGCAUGUCUCUGAGAGGAAGUCCGUUCAGAUCUCCAGCCACAAAGGCUUUAGUGGUGGAGACGCCAACUAAGCAAAGCCCCUUAAGGAGUCCACUGAAGGGCAUCCUCAGGACUCCGGUCAAAGCUUUGGUCGACUCCUCUGGAUUACUCUGUAGCCCAGUGUCAAAGACUCCCAAGAAGAGCGUCACAUGGUCUCCUUCCCCUCGAAAAUCUAAAUUGGUCGAGAGCAGUGGUCUUUUCAAGGUGCCGGAGUCUCCACGUUUUGCAGCCCGCACCUCUCCCAGACUGAUGAACACACCUGACAAGUUCAAGAGUCCAGUCAGGAGCACAAACACCAAGAGAGACAUCUUCAAGACCCCAGAAAAGACUCUCAAUGUGGUCUUAGAAAGACUGUCUGAAAAGACCAUUCUUGAUGUUUCACCACUGGCAAAGACAACAGCCACAUCACCCACAAUGCCUCCUCCACAAUCCACACCUCCUCUAGACCGCAACCUUUCGCCCAAACCCAACACAAGAAGUCAAACUAAGACCCCUAGUCCCACUUACCAAAUGACAACUCGCUCUGGACGAACUCCAGUCAAAAGUCCAGGCAUUGAAUCUCCAUGUAAGCUGCUCUCUACACCACCGAGAGAUACCACUGUUCCAGAAGAAACGGAUCCGUCUCCUGUAAAAUCCCUGACAAGAAAACGGUCUGGUCAAGGUGCUAGAGCCACUAGACGUAACUCAAGAUCCAAUUCUGGUGAGGAUAUACCUGUUGCUUUGAUUACAAAGUCUUCAGAUGACUGUGAACCUGUGGAAAAGAAUGUGCAGUCAGAUCUGAAAGAGGAGAAACUUGCUGAAUCUUCCCAAACGUCAGAAACUGACACCAGCUCUCAUUCAGACUCACAGCAGCCCGACUCAUCACGAUUUAACUCCGUAUCCACAGAUGAUGAUAGCCUGGAUAUUGUAGAUGCAGCAGUUGUGAAGACUCAGUUUAGUGGAGGUCUGAAGAUGAAUAUUAGCUUUUCUCGUAAGCCGUCAAAGUCAGGUGAAGAUUUUCUGGCUGGUACAAUUUCUCCUAAAGCACGCUUGCUUAACCAAGGCACACCUGGACGGAGCUAUGGCUUCAGGCAAACUCCUGACCGCCAACAGAGAGAGGCUGCUGCUCGCUUGGGUUAUGGCAACGAUUCUCCUCGAUUUUCAACCCCAAGAGGUCCUGCGAAAGGUAGUCGACACAAGGGUACGAGCACUCCAACUCCUCUGACUUAUCAAGUAGAAAUGGAGAUGCAAACAUCGGGAAUUCCCAAACUCAAAUUCAAACGUACAGACUCCAUGAAUGCAGGAGAUAUGGCCUCAAAUGGAGCUCAGAGCCCUUUAGUUGUUGUGAAACCCUCUCAGAUGGAAAGCCCUUUAGCUUUGUUUUCUAAGCACAGAGAUCCUGGCUGUGUGUCACCAUCUAUCUGCACACAUGUCACUCCAGCGAAGAGCACGCCUGGAAAAGGCGGGAGCGUCCAGACUUACAUCUGUCAAUCCUACACCCCCACACGCCAUCCUGCAGGAACAGUGUCUCCUGUGGCUGUGCCAGAUAUCAUCCCACUGACCCCUUCACCUCAGAGUGCAGGGAAAGUAACCCCAGACAACCUGAACAGCUGGCCUCGCAGGAAGAGAGCUCAGGUUGGAGUGUUUGGAGGUAAAGAUCGAUGUCUGAAGGGGGAGCCGCUGCUGGCAGAGCUGCUGGAGGAGGCUGAGCUGGGAGUGAGCAGACUGCAGGACAUCGAGGACGCAGAUGAGUCCUCAAAAGCUGAUGUGUUAGCUUUGACUUCCAAACCUUCACCACCAGCUGCUGCAGAUCCUCCUCUUUCUCCACUGGAGGACCUGUACUGGAUAGAAAAGCUGGCACAAGAAGCUGACAGUGCUGAUCGUCAGAGAGCAGAAGAAGUUAUCUGGGGCACUGAAAGUGACGAUGCAAAGUCAGCGGCAACACCCCCCAGCUCUAAAGUGAGGAAGCCAGUGACAGCCAGUGGGAUUUUAGCCCUCACUCACUCUCCGUUGUUGUUCAAGGGCAAAGCAGGCUCUGCUCAUAAGAGAACGCCAAACUUUAAAGAUGAGGCCUCAUCAGGGAAAGGGAUGGAGGUUGAUGGCGUGGAGCUCUCUCCCUUCAGCCAGCCAAUCAGACGCUCAAACACAGGGAGGAACUACAGCAGGAAGAGACUGAUCCACUGACCUCAAACCAUCUGGCAACCAAAGCACAAGUAUUGUCCAUUCAGUGUGUUGCUGUGAAGCUGUCGAUCUUUCUUUGCCUCAUUUUCCUGGAGUGCUAUUGACGGCACAUGUGAAAAAAGUCUUUGAAGCACUGCUUUGAAAGGCUUUAUGGAAGAACAGUGCCUCCUUCAGACUCCUCCACCAACUCUUUGACCCUGAACUUUUCUGUUUAGACCAGCUGAUUUUGUUUUAGUCCGGAUAUUUCAAGAUUAAAGGUGUGGCAAUGAGUCAAAAAGUACAGAGGCCCUAAGAAGACAUGCUUCAUUUAUUUUAAUUUACUCCCUUUUUCUUUCAGUAUUUCUACUGAGCUUCUUAUUACCUGCAUUCUUGUCUCAAUAACGAAAUGAAUGAGUCAAGAUCACAGAAAAACAGAGUAAUAAAAUAAAUGGAUGCACAUCUGUUGAGGGCUUUCAUACAAAGGCUGUGCUGUUUUGCCACAAAGGUUUAAAGCAGUCAUUCAUCUCAAGGAUUUUAUCAUUUAAAGCCUUCCAUGUGUGCAUGGCUCCCUUCAAAGGGAAAUGGUGGUAUUAUGUUUAAUAUGUCCUCAAACUUUUAAUUAGCCUUUUAACAAUCACGUCUGGAGUCUAAAUUUGUUGAUAUAAUUUUCAUGUCUAUUUAUGAGUUUGUUUUUGUCAUACGUUCGCUUUUAAAGUAAAAGGGAAGGUCUAACUGUUGAGUAAUGCUGUAAAUAUCUUAUGUUUCCAAAGUUUAUGUAAAUAAAUGUACGUUUUCUGA